Harpia harpyja (harpy eagle) is the source of this 5370-nucleotide messenger RNA. RefSeq names its product lysine demethylase 1B (gene KDM1B). Bases 163 to 2625 code for a protein of 820 amino acids. The transcript is spliced from 22 exons. The record is from RefSeq and is a predicted model, not a curated record. Gene Ontology annotation, molecular function: oxidoreductase activity; protein binding; zinc ion binding. NCBI's taxonomy places the organism in Eukaryota, Metazoa, Chordata, Aves, Accipitriformes, Accipitridae.
GAAGCGGCGGCAGGAGGAGGCGGGCUGAGGGUGCACGGCACCGGGGAGGAGGAGGAGGAGGAUGGCGGUGGGGAUGGCGGCGCUCUAGCAGGAGGCGGCGCGGACACGCGUGAAUGUGGUCUCCGGCCCCCGAGUGACCCGGCCCCGAGAUCCAAUAAUACAAUGUCAACUGGAAGGGUACGAACGAAAAAAAAGGCAUGUUCUUCAGACCAGUCUCCAGACAACCUUCCUCUGAGGAGUUCUGGAAGACAGGUGAAGAAGAAAGCAGCUGAAGCAGCAGAUGAUGAUGAUGAAGCAUCAGAGAAGAAAUACAGAAAAUGUGAAAAAGCUGGAUGCACUGCAACAUGUCCGGUUUGCUUUGCCAGUGCAGCUGAAAGAUGUGCUAAAAAUGGGUAUACGUCUAGAUGGUAUCAUCUUUCCUGUGGGGAACACUUCUGCAAUGAAUGUUUUGACCACUAUUACCGAAGCCAUAAAGAUGGUUAUGAGAAAUAUACUGCCUGGAAAAGGAUUUGGACAAGUAAUGGUAAAAGUGAGCCCAGUCCAAAAGCCUUCAUGGCUGAUCAACAGCUUCCUUACUGGGUGCAGUGCACAAAGCCAGACUGUGGUAAGUGGCGUCAGCUGACAAAGGAAAUCCAGCUGACACCACAAAUAGCUAAAACUUACAGAUGUGGUAUGAAACUGAACAAUUCCACCAAGACUGAGGGCUCAGACCAGUGUUCCAUGCCUGAGGACUUGAGAGUGGCUGAAGUUUCAGACCAUUGGUGGUACUCCAUGCUCAUACUCCCUCCUUUGCUGAAAGACAGUGUGGCAGCUCCCUUUCUAGCUGCAUAUUAUCCAGACUGCGUGGGCAUGAGUCCAUCCUGUACCAGCACUAAUCGGUUACCUGGUGAAUCCAACCUUGUGAAGUUAGAGCACUUAAAGAGCGUGCCUAAUUUGACUGUUGCAGGCAUGAACAAGUAUUUCCAGCCUUUUUACCAGCCCAAUGAAUGUGGGAAAGCACUUUGUGUGAGGCCAGAUGUCAUGGAACUGGAUGAACUCUAUGAGUUCCCAGAAUAUUCACGAGACCCUACCAUGUACUUGGCUUUGAGAAACCUGAUUUUGGCUCUGUGGUACACAAACUGCAAGGAGGCUCUUAGCCCUCAAAAAUGUAUCCAUCACAUCAUUGUUCGGGGGCUUGUGCGUAUUCGCUGUGUACAGGAAAUGGAGAGGAUACUUUAUUUUAUGACAAGGAAAGGGCUAAUUAAUACAGGGAUUUUAUCAGUUAGUCCUGAUCAGUAUCUUCUUCCUAAAGAAUACCACAAUAAAUCUGUCAUUGUUGUUGGGGCUGGUGCAGCAGGAUUAGCAGCAGCCCGACAACUGCACAACUUUGGAAUUAAGGUCAUUGUCUUAGAAGCUAAAGACAGAAUUGGUGGCCGAGUGUGGGAUGAUAAGACGUUCAAAGGAGUCACUGUUGGAAGAGGUGCACAAAUCGUCAAUGGAUGUGUCAACAACCCAAUGGCACUAAUGUGUGAGCAACUUGGCAUUAAAAUGCACAAACUAGGGGAGAAGUGUGACUUGAUCCAGGAAGGUGGAAGGAUAACAGAUCCCACUAUUGAUAAACGUAUGGACUUUCAUUUCAAUGCCAUCCUAGAUGUCGUCUCUGAGUGGAGAAAAGAUAAAACCCAACAUCAAGAUGUUCCUCUUGGUGAAAAAAUACAAGAGAUCUAUAAAGCCUUUAUUCAGGAGUCUGGUAUCCAGUUCAGUGAGCUGGAAGAAAAAGUACUCCAGUUCCAUCUCAGUAAUUUGGAGUAUGCCUGUGGCAGCAAUCUCUCUCAGGUAUCUGCACGCUCAUGGGACCACAAUGAAUUUUUUGCCCAGUUUGCUGGAGAUCACACUCUUCUAACUGUGGGAUAUUCUACUGUGAUUGAUAAAUUGGCAGAAGGGCUGGACAUCCGGCUGAAUUUCCCAGUACAGAGUAUUGACUAUUCUGGUGAAGAAGUACAGGUUACUACUGCAGAUGGAACAGUGUGGACAACACAAAAGGUAUUAGUGACUGUACCACUGGCCCUUCUUCAGAAAAAUGCCAUUCAGUUUAAUCCUCCACUGUCAGAAAAAAAAAUUAAAGCCAUUAAUAGUUUGGGAGCAGGAGUCAUCGAGAAGAUUGCCUUGCAGUUUCCUUAUAGAUUUUGGGACAGUAAAAUUCAAGGAGCUGAUUUUUUUGGUCAUGUUCCACCCAAUUCCAGCCAACGUGGGCUCUUCAGUGUUUUCUAUGACAUGGAUCCAGAGGGCAAACAAAGCAUUUUAAUGUCAGUGGUCACUGGAGAUGCUGUGACAACCAUUAAGAAUUUAGAUGAUAAACAAGUACUGCAACAGUGUAUGACUGUACUUCGAGAGCUAUUUAAGGAGCAGGAGGUUCCUGACCCAGUGAAGUUUUUUGUUACUCGAUGGAGCAAAGACCCUUGGCUCCAGAUGGCAUAUAGUUUUGUGAAAACAGGGGGCAGCGGUGAAGCUUAUGACAUUAUAGCUGAAGACAUACAAGGGAAAAUUUUCUUUGCUGGUGAGGCCACAAAUAGGCACUUUCCUCAGACCGUUACAGGAGCUUACUUGAGUGGGGUUCGAGAAGCGAGCAAAAUAGCAGCAUUUUAAGUACUGAAAGUUUGUGUUUAUACAUAUAUUUUUAAUUGUUUUCUGUGGGUAAAACUAUCUUCAAGUUUCCUAUUGCUGCCUUUUUCUUAAGUGGUACUUAAAUAGUAUAUGGUACCUGGAGAUAAAAUCUUCAUCUUCUUUUUCCUCUUUCUCCCCUACCCUCCUUUUAAGCCCUGAUGAUACACAUUGUUGGGGUUUUUUUUCCAGUUAAGGUAUUACUAGCAAGAGUGACAUUAGAGUCCCUGGCCACAGCUUAACUAAUGGAACUUUUUUUGAGAGUCCUCUUCUGUAUGGCUCAAGUCAUGCUAUUGUAAACCUUCAUUUCAGAAGGUCAAAUUAAAGCAAGACUAAGUUAACAUACAGCAUUAAAAAUGCUGGCAGUUAGUAGUAACGAUGGGAAUUUUCCACUAACUGUGUUUCUCAGGUUGAUUAUGCUUAUAGGAGUUCAGACUUGCUCCCAAAAGCCUGAAUAGCCUAGACAAAUUCUAGAAUUAUUGUAGGAAGGAACUCAACUAUCAUUCUUUCCACUUGCAAUCAAUAACCUUUUCUAUAAUAUUUUUCAUAUUCUUAGCCUCCACUAAGGGGGCUUUGGAAUAUCAAGUUUGUUCCUUUAAAUCAGAUGGCUGGAACAGUUUACAGUGCAAUCAUAGAAAGGUUAUUGUAGAUAAUAAAAACUUGAAAAAAGUAACUUUUACAUUACUUUAAAAAACUUUGGAAUAUUCUCUCUGCUACUUAUUCAGAGAAAUUCUUGUUACAAUAAUAGGCUAAGUUUAGAUUUGCUUAGUGCUUCUGAUCAUGUAGAAACAGGACAGCUUAAAAAAACUAUAUUUCUAUGAUUAUUUUGAAAACAACUUCCAAAUUCAUUUGGGCUGAGUAGAGGCACUAUCUACUGAUAUGAGUAUUCAGUGGGGGGUGAAGGACUGUAAGUUCCUAAUGGCUCAUUCAGCUUUUAUAUUUAAAAAAUAAGUGAAGAUGAAUGAGGAAAAAUAUUAACACUUUUAUGAAGGGCUGAAACAAGGUGGCUUGCACUUUGACUUGAAGUUUUUUAUUUCUUUUACUAUUAAAGUAUUAUUAAAAACAACUUGAGGGAGUAAUUCAGUAAGGGCUAAGCAUCUAUCUAAUAGCUUUUCUGUGGGACAGGGAAGAAAAUGAAAUACUUUUCAACACACAACCACCAGUGUAUCUGUUGUAAUACUGUUCCACUAAAACGGUAUUAAUGAAAAAACAUUAAAACCAACUUUUAGAUCUCUUCCCCCACACCUUCCCUAUAACUUUACUGCAUAGACCUCACGAUUUCUGGAAGGAAAGUAAGCACUUACUCUUUUACCCCCUGCAUUCUCAUGCAUAGGCUCUUUUCUUUUCUUAAUCUCUUCAUUUUGAAAAUGACACAGCAAACUUUUCUUGAGUUACAGUGCUUAUUUCCAUAAAGCUGUAUCCUUGGAAAAAAACAACAACAAGCAACUUUAAGAAAAAUCCUACUGAAUAAAUGCAAUUCUUCUUUUUAAAUACCUAAUAUUUUGUUUUUAGAGUAGCUAUGAUAUUGUUAAAUACCUUUAUUUAAUCUCUAAUUUACAAGGUGAAGAUGUUUAUAUAACUAGAUGUUUUUCAGAUAUAUAUUCUGUUCUGCUUCUUAAAGCUGAAUUAUAUGGAUUAACAGGAAAAGUGUAACUGUUCAUAAUUUUCCUCCACAUAAAUGCUAUUAUGUACAGUUUUAAAGUAUUUCCAAGUAUUAAAUUGUAAUUUAAAGGCUAUAAGAAGCAAGACAAAAUCCUCUGAUGAUAAAAGAUAACCAGACAUCAGAUUUUGCUUUUGGUAAUCAUUUGCACUUUGUUAAUUUCACGUAUUACAGGCCGACUUAGAGCAUAACUAGGAAAGAUUAAGCGGUGCAUACGUUUCAGUUCCAAGUUUCUUUCCCAGUUGAUCAUAUAUGACAAAAUUAUUAGGAGAGGAGCUUCUGAAGGUGGGAAAAAAGCUUAUUACUACAAGCCCCAAACAUUAUAUUCAAUAGCUGCUUUAGCUGACCUUGGUCAAAACUUAAGUCAGCUUAAUAACAACAUAUAAACACAUUACAUUUUAGAUAGGAACUGUCUGGGAAGUUGAGCUCAGCAUCCAUUUCUGCAGUCCAAAGUUUGUGUGAACAUGCUUGAUUUUAAGCAUAUGCUUCCAUCAUGUUAAUUUGUACUUGGGGUUUUAAAUUUAUCUACAACUUUGCAGAUAGAUAAAUGCUGUAUUCUAAAGAAUAGAGAUGGACAUGAAAAAAUACUGUCACGUUUGGCUUUAGCUGCUGCACACUUCUUAUAGCAUUAAAAUAGUGUAACAAAUGAUAAAUUUACCAAUGGUCUAGUCUAUUAAUUAUUUGUAUAUUAUUUUGGUGCCAAGGCACUUAAACUGUGUUGUGCUGCACUUAAGUUUGAGAAGUAAAUAAAAUAAGUAUGUUCCAUUUUAAUUUACGUUCAUUUGAAAUGUAUAAGAACAUCAGGCUGGUUCUGAGACUUCAUUCUUUAAUUAAUGUUCCCCCCAAAUUUUUUUAAUAUCUAUGUUAAAAUUUAUUUCAAGCAUGUAUGUGUUAUUUCUUUUGUGUUUAAUUUAUUCCCUGCAAAUAAAGAACUGGGGAAUGUUUUCUUUGAGUAUAUUUGUUUAAAUGUUAUAAAAAAUAUUUGAAUGCAGAGCAUGAUCUGUUACACUUCAACUCUUCUGUGUGACUAUGUUAUGGCAGCAGAAUAAAACUGGAAAGUAUCCACAGGA